AUGAAUUCUCACUUACUGAAAAAUGAUCAAUUACACUGUAAUUAAUUUAGAUAAAAAGUGAUUAAGUUUAUAGUCCAAUUAAAUAUGGCUAAGAUGAAAUAUUAAUUAGGAUUUUAUGGUAAAGCUUUUAUACUUGCUGAAUAAGCAAUGAGUACUCUAGAAAAAGAACUUUUUGAUAGAUUAAAAAAUAGAGACUCAAAAAUAGAAGAUGCUAUGUUACUCAUUAAUGGUUAUAUGAUUUUAGCUAAAUCUUAUGAAUCUUCAUCUGAUAUUGAUCUUCAAUACAUACAUAAUAAAAGUUUGUGUUAAGAAGAUUAAAUCUAAAAAUUCUAUUUAAAUGCAAAAUAAUUAACAAUUAAAUAUUUGGGAUCAAAUAAUCAAAUCAUACAAAAAUUACAGUAUUCAAGUUCUCAUCGUCUCAAAAAACCUAAAAUUCAAUAACCAACAAUUUAAUUGAUUUCUAGAUAAUAACUUAACUAAAUAAUAUAAUUAUUUAAAUUAGUAAAAAGAAGAAUUAAUAUUGUUAUUCAACCUGAAAAACCUCAUUAUAGAAGAUGUCUUAAGGGAUCCAUUGAUACUUAUAAAACUACUUCUACUUAAAAUAGUCAAAUGGAAAUCUCUAAACCAUAUAUUAAAAAAUUUAGAGUAAGAUGUAAAUAAAACAGUAAUCAUGAAGGUAAUUCUUCAGAUGAAACUACUAAAGAAAAAGUAAUUAAUUGUGAUACUCCAAUUUCAUAUUAUAAAUAAUUAGAAUCUGUUAUACUAAAAAAAGUUGAAGAACAAUUAAAUAUUAAACUCUAAUCCAAAAAAUCAGAAUUAGAAUUAAGUAAUCUUGAAGAUCAAAAGAAAUUAUUAGAAUAGAAUUAAAAAAUCACUAAUUUAUAUGAUUAAAUCUAAUUAUUAAAGGAUUAAUUAAAAGAAAAAGAUUUAUUGUAAGAGUAAUAACAAAUAUAAAUUGAACUACUCUAAGCUAAUAAUAAAAAAUAAUCAUAAAGUAAAAUAAAAAGCGUUUAAAGUCCUAUUAAAAAAAAUACUUCCAUUAAUGAAUUUUAAAUAUCAAGUGAAUAAAAAGAAUUCUUUAUUUAAAGUGCUAUUAAAACUAAAAGAAAUGAAAUAAAUGAAUUUAAUAUAGAUUAAACACCUAUCAAACUAGUAAAUUCAUUAAAUGGUGAAUUCUAAACUCCAGAUAAUAAAAAUUCUAUUGCUGAAUUUUAAACUAAUAAAAAAAGUACUCCUCCCUUUAGUUUUAGUUUUCAUAAACAUUAAUAAUAAUCUAUUGAAUAACCAUUGACUCCUCCUCCUAAUAUCACUUAAGAAAAUACAUUAGAUUAAUCAUAACAAUGGCCAACUUAGAAAUUAUAAAAUGUUAGUAUAAUAGAAUUUGAGGAAUCUAUCAAUUUUUCAUUUACUUAUUGUAAAUCAAUUUAUUUAUUAUUAGAAUCUAGUUAAGAAUAUUAUUCAAUAUAAUUAUAACCAAAUGAAAUAUAUAUGAUAUAAGUAGAAAAUGAAUUAUCCUAUAUUGUAGAAAUCUCUCUUGUCUCUAAUAAAGCAAAUCCUAAAUUAGAAGACUUUUGUCUCUUAAUAUAAAUAAAUAUUAAUUCUCAAAGAGUCAGUGAAUUAAUUGAAAUCAAUUCCUUAGCUGAUAUGUUGCAACAUACUAAUAGUAAUAUUUGUAUUCCUUUCCCAUUAAAAUACAUUACUUCAUACAAACUCUUUAUAUAAUAUCUUGUAAUUCCAUUUAUUUAAAUAUCUAUUGAAAAUCUAAAUUACAAAAUAGCUAUGUAUUCUCUUCCUCCAGGUCUUUUUACUAAUUAUCAAUGUAUUAAUUUAUUUGGUGAUCCAUGUGAAUGGGCUAUUUAUUUUUUAGAUAAUUAUAAAUUCAAAGUUGUUAUAUUUCAAAAUAAAACUUAUAUUCAAGACUUUGAAAUUGUUUUUGAUUAAUUAACUUUUGAUGAAUAUUUUGAGUACUUAAAUUAUGACUAAUAUAUUCAAUAAGAAAUGGAAAAUAUUUUGAAUUCAAUUAAAAAGAUUUAAUCAUCUUCUCAAAAUUAUUUCAAACUUCCAAAUGUUAAAAUAAGAGAUAAAGAAAAAUUAAUUAAUUUCAUAAAUAAUUGUCUACUCUAAAUAGGAAUACUCAUUACUGAAAGAAAUUAAAGAGAUCUUAAACAUUAUUUAAAGGAGAAUAUUGUAUCAAUUAAUUUAGAUAUAUUUGAUAAAUUUAAAAUUAGAGCUUCUUUAAUUUAAUAGAUUAAUGGUAGAAUUGAUCUUAUUCUUAAGAAUUUUUAUUAAACUCAUUUAACAUAAAAUGAACUUGGAUUCGCUAAUAGUUCUAUUUAAAUAACAGAUGAAUUCAUUUAAGAUAAAUUUCAUAUUGAUUUUUUCACUUUAGAUGAACAUGAAAAAAAAUUCAUUCUUAAAAGAAUCAGUAAUUAUUUUUCAUUAUUUACCUAUACCAGUUUAUAAGAUGGUAAUGAUUUAGAUUGGAAAAAUGAAAAUCCAAUAUAAUCUAUAGAUUAAGACUUUGGUGGAACUCAUAAAAUAAUGUUAGCAAAAUAAUAUCGAACUCCUAUUUGUUUUACUUUAAUAGGGAUACAUAAUAAACCAGAAUUUAUACGAGUCGAUAUGUAUGAUACUGAAAAGAUUCAAUAGAAUGGAAUACUAUUGUUUAUUAAUGAAGAAUAAUGGAAAAAAAGAGAAUCUCCAUCUCCCACUAAAAAAAGCAAACAUUAUAAAUACAAUAAAGAAUUUGCAAUAUAAGAAAAAUAUUAUUUAUAUCAAAUUUUGUAGGAAGCAGGUUGGAAGGUGAUUGAAAAAUGUAUUGUAGCAAAAAAUGACAUUUCAAUAAGUCUAGAGGGAAAAAUAUAUCGGUUAGAAUAGUUUUUAAAUUUGAAAUCAAUAUAAGAAAAUUGA
Paramecium sonneborni is the source of this 2910-nucleotide messenger RNA. NCBI's taxonomy places the organism in Eukaryota, Ciliophora, Oligohymenophorea, Peniculida, Parameciidae. The record is from the annotation of a GenBank genome assembly.